Chelmon rostratus (copperband butterflyfish) is the source of this 910-nucleotide messenger RNA. RefSeq names its product allograft inflammatory factor 1-like. The record is from RefSeq and is a predicted model, not a curated record. The coding region runs from base 81 to 524 and encodes 147 amino acids. NCBI's taxonomy places the organism in Eukaryota, Metazoa, Chordata, Actinopteri, Chaetodontiformes, Chaetodontidae. Gene Ontology annotation, molecular function: calcium ion binding; actin filament binding. Gene Ontology annotation, cellular component: actin filament; ruffle membrane. The transcript is spliced from 6 exons. Gene Ontology annotation, biological process: actin filament bundle assembly; ruffle assembly.
UGUCACCCGAUUUAUAGAGCCAUCAUAGCGUUUCACACUCUCAUUGUUGGUUUCACAGGCUCUCUGCAGUGUGCACAGAAAUGGACGGCUGUGUUCAAGGAGGCAAAGCAUACGGUCUUCUCAAGUCUCAGCAGGAAGAAAAGCUGAACUCCAUCAAUGAGGCCUUUCUCUCAGAUCCCCAGUAUGCAGAAGAGGAAGACCUUAGCUUAAAGCUUGAAAUGUUUAAAAACAAGUACAUGGAGUUUGAUCUUAACGACAAUGGAGAAAUAGAUAUAAUGGGACUGAAACGGAUGCUGGAAAAACUUGGAUUGGCCAAGACUCACUUAGAGCUGAAAAAGAUGAUGUCAGAGGUGGUUGGAGGAACACUGAAAGACACUAUCAGCUACCACGACUUCCUGAAUAUGAUGCUGGGAAAAAGAAAUGCAAUUCUAAAACUGAUCUUGAUGUUUGAAGGCAUGGGAAAGGAGCAGGAGCCCAAAGAUGUGGCACCACCUCGUCGCAAAACCUUUUCAGACCUGCCCUGAAUGAACUCUCCAUCUCAGCAGGCCAUGACUAUCAUCAUGACAUUUUUCCAGAUUUAGACAUCACAUACAUGCUUUAAAAUUGAUGUAAACAGGACAAUACAUCAAAUAUAUAGUGAAAUGUGCCAUUUCUAUGUAGUAAGACCCUAAGACUACAUUGUAGGCAAAUGAAUGCUUUAUAAGAGAGUCCAGGCUAUACUUCAUGGCUGUAGCUGCUUAGCUAAAUACAAAACAUAGCCUAUUGAUGUGCAAUCUACAUAAGAAUGGUCAUCAAUGCUUUUACUAUUGCUAGAAAAAGUUUUUUAUAUAAGGAGUUUUUACAUUACAUUUAACAAAAACAUUUCACAAAAUUGGCUAUAUAAAAAAGACACACACACGCACAACGAAAC